GUUCUCCACUGUGAGCUCCCCUCUCUCUCUCGGUCUGUCGGUCUGAUGGUCUGAACACACAGGAUCCAGAUGAGCGCGGAAACCAGAGGAAGGAAACCACAACACUGACACCUAAUCCAGGCUAUCAACACAGCUUCAGGAGAACCCAGAGAAGGUUGAACAUUCAGACUGCUGCAGCGUACUCUGGACUCUUGAGGAACGGAGGCCUUGUGUUUCGUAGUACAGGAUUCCCAGUGGACUGAUGGGCAGUGGACUCAGGAUCAGCACCUCGCAGUAACUCUGACCUGUGGAAAUACACCAAACACCCGAGGGAUGUAGUCUCACCUGGUAGAAACAUUUCCACUGUGAUCAAAUCAACGUACUGCCGCUGUCUUAGUCUGCAUUGGGGUUCGGUGUGUGGCUGUCAUGGUGGACAGGUAUGAUUAAGCUUGAAGCUAGUAUAGCUUCAUCAUUUCAUAUAGAAUGUUAGCAUUUGGCUAGCCACGAAUGGUCAAGGAUCUUGCUUGUAUCCUCCUCUCAUCCAACACCCUCUCUGGCCCCUACAAGGGGCGAUAUCCGAUUAAAUAGAGGCGCCCCCCCCUCCCCAUCCCCCAACCAUCUUGUCAUUCCUCUUUCAUGACAUCGUCUAUUUCGCCAUUUAUCCAUCUAUUUAAUAUUUAACAAUCAUCCUGCGUUGUUUAUUUUCACUAAGCACGAUCCAGCACAGCCUCAUUCACCUCUAGUCCAGUAUCUCAUCAUUGUCCCAGUUCAGCAGAUCACACCCGGUCCUCAGGAGCCAACAGCCUAACCCCAAUCUCAGUCUCGCUGCUGGGCAGUUGUUUUGGUAGUUGUGUUGGUUGAAUGGAAACAGCUUAAUCGUGGAGAGGCCAGGCUACCACAAACUGAUGGACUUUGACAAGCGAGGAGUCGGAGGAGGAGGGGGAGGAGGAGGAGGAGGAGCAGGAGGAGGAGGAGGAGGAGGGGGAGGGGGUGGUGGAGGGAAGGGAGAGACCGAGGAGGGGAAGAGGAUGUCUUCAAAGGCGGGAAGUCGAUCGGGGCACGGCGGUCGAAGUGGCGGCUCGAACUCCGGGGUCCUGAUGGUCGGACCAAACUUCCGGGUCGGGAAGAAGAUUGGAUGCGGGAACUUUGGCGAGCUACGACUUGGAAAGAACCUGUACACCAACGAAUACGUCGCAAUCAAACUGGAGCCGAUUAAGUCCCGGGCGCCACAGCUCCACCUAGAGUAUCGAUUCUACAAACAGCUGGGAUGUUCAGAGGGCGUACCCCAAGUAUUUUACUUUGGACCAUGUGGUAAAUACAAUGCGAUGGUUCUGGAACUUCUGGGACCCAGCUUAGAAGACCUGUUUGACCUCUGCGACCGGACCUUCUCUCUAAAGACUGUCCUCAUGAUAGCCAUACAACUGAUAACCCGGAUGGAGUUUGUUCACACCAGAAGCCUGAUUUACCGAGACGUGAAGCCUGAGAACUUCCUGGUGGGCCGACCCGGCUCCAAAAGGCAGCACACGAUCCACAUCAUAGACUUUGGGCUGGCAAAGGAAUACAUAGACCCUGAGACUAAGAAACACAUCCCCUACAGAGAACACAAGAGUCUGACUGGAACUGCUAGAUACAUGAGCAUCAAUACACAUCUGGGGAAAGAGCAAAGCAGACGAGAUGACCUUGAAGCUUUAGGCCACAUGUUCAUGUACUUCCUGCGAGGCAGCUUACCCUGGCAGGGACUCAAGGCGGACACGCUGAAAGAACGUUAUCAGAAGAUAGGUGACACAAAGAGAGACACACCUGUAGAGGUCCUCUGUGAAAACUUCCCAGAGAUGGCUACCUACCUGCGGUAUGUGCGUCGCCUUGACUUCUUCGAGAAGCCGGACUACGACUAUCUGAGGAAACUCUUUACAGACCUCUUCGACAGGAACGGAUACAUCUUUGAUUACCAGUACGACUGGACAGGGAAACCACUGCCCACUCCUAUUGGUCCAGUUGCCAGCGAGACUCCUCUUCAAGCAAGCAACAGAGAUAAAGCGCUGCAAACCAAAAACCAGUCUCCAGAGGGAAAAGGCAGCCAGCCCACUCCAGUGACCAAUCGAGAGCUGCUGGGCUCCCAUCUCACUGCUGAUAGGCUGGGCGGGUCUGUCCAGGUGAUGAGUUCAACAAACGGGGAUCUGAACACAGACGAUCCAACUGCAGGACACUCUAACGCACCAAUCACAGCAAACGCAGAGGUGGAAGUGGCUGACGAUACCAAGUGCUGCUGUUUCUUUAAGAGGAGGAAGAGGAAAGCCAUCCAGAGACACAAAUGAAAAAGGAGACGUCACAGCGGUCUCCGUUCUCCAUCUCAGCUUCCUUCCUUCUCUCUGUCUUAAGCCCUCUAUGCCAUAGCCCUCCCUCAUGUCACUCCUCAGUGCUCAGAACCUACUUUGCCUUGGGGUCAGCUGGACUGGCUGGACCAUCGGGCAGCAGAACAUGUUUGCUAAGCUGCUUCACUGAUUUUCUUUUGCGCCGACCAAGCAGACAAGAGUGGGAAUUGUCCCCGAUCGGCCUCGGAGCUGUGAGCGUGGACUAACCGUACAAGAGACGGUGUCGCAAUCUAAUUAUGGUCCCAAAUGGAACUGGAUCAAGAAAUCUGAAAACCUGGACUCAGCCUGGCCCUUUCUCUUGAUUCUGAGGGACUUUUAAUUGGUAGGUUUUUUUCUUCCUGACUGACUGGUUCAGAAGAGUUAGACGUGUAUAACAGAAAUCAAAGGAUACAGGAGGCACUGAGACUGCCGGACUACGCCUGCACACAGAUUAGAAACAUGUACCGACACUCUUCCUCCAGCUCAUCACACAAAGACUCGACUGGAUGACCGGCUGCAGCUCUCUCCCUCUCGCACAUGGUCUCUGAAGGUUUGUUGGUUUAAAGGAGAACACUGUAAGUAAACAGUACGUCGCUUCGCCGGGUUCCUGCAACGGACCAGGCUUCAUGUUAUUCUCACACACUUUCACCCUCAGAUGAAACCUUACAAACAAAAGAAUCAAAAGUUUAUAAAGAUGUUUAUGAGAAGACUUUUUUCCUGUUUUAAUUUGUAACUAAAAAAAAGAUUGUCUACGAUUUGGAACGAUGUUUUGUCUCUUUUUGAGUUGUUCAGAAAGUUUGUUUUGUAGUUUCAGGUGUGUUCCUCGAUGUUUUUUAAUAACAUGUAUUUUAAAAUUUGUUUAUUUUUCUUCUUUCUCUGGCUUUGAGGAUGGAAAGUCAGAUAACUCCAUUAAAAAAUCUUAAUCUUGUCA
Messenger RNA from Notolabrus celidotus (New Zealand spotty), 3261 nucleotides. RefSeq names its product casein kinase I-like. Gene Ontology annotation, molecular function: protein serine/threonine kinase activity; ATP binding. Bases 885 to 2294 code for a protein of 469 amino acids. Gene Ontology annotation, cellular component: nucleus; cytoplasm; plasma membrane. The transcript has 12 exons. Gene Ontology annotation, biological process: endocytosis; peptidyl-serine phosphorylation; signal transduction. The record is from RefSeq and is a predicted model, not a curated record. NCBI's taxonomy places the organism in Eukaryota, Metazoa, Chordata, Actinopteri, Labriformes, Labridae.